Chironomus riparius is the source of this 338-nucleotide messenger RNA. The record is from the annotation of a GenBank genome assembly. NCBI's taxonomy places the organism in Eukaryota, Metazoa, Arthropoda, Insecta, Diptera, Chironomidae.
CAAUUUUUAAACAAUUUCAAUUUUGUUCAAAAAUUAUUAUUUUAAAGUAAUUUGAAAUUUUGACAAGAUAACAUCUCAGAAUGAGAACCUUAUUUUGUCUUUUGGUCAUUUUUGUAGCUAUUGCAGUAAUUCACGCACAGUCAACCAACACAGCUGAAGAUCCUGCAGCAAAGGUGUUAAAAAGUAUCUUUGAUUUUUCCAAAUCUAUAGGAGAUGGCAUUUCCAGGUUUUAUGCCGAUCUUGCCAAUGUUGCAAAAUCAUCACAAAAAUAAUUGAAUUUAAAUUUAAAAGUUUAAAAAAUUGAUAAAUAAAACUUAAACAAUAUUUUAAAAGUGAGA